GCUCUUGUACUCGCAUGAGCACGACAGUAAAAACCACAUGUUCAAGAUUGUUAUUUAAGGUUAUGUGUAAUUGUUCUAAAAGAUUUAUCAACACUUGGGUUAUUUUAUUCAAAUUAUAAAAUACUUUCACUAUCAAAUUUUAAUAAUUUAAAAAAUGGGUGAACAAUCAGAAGAAGAAUCAACUGAAAUUACUGGAACUACUGAAAUUGAAAAAGAUGAAAUUACUACUGAUGAAAUUGUAACGUGGAAAGAUUUGGGAAUUGUUGACUCAUUAUGCAAAGCUUGUGAAGAAUUAAAAUGGCCUGCUCCAACAAAAAUUCAACGGGAAGCUAUUCCACUGACACUUCAAGGAAAAGAUGUAAUUGGUUUGGCGGAAACAGGAUCAGGAAAAACGGCAGCGUUUGCACUUCCAAUUCUCCAAGGACUAUUAGAAAAUCCCCAAAGAUUUUUCGCCCUAGUUCUCACUCCAACUAGAGAACUGGCUUAUCAAAUAUCAGAGCAAUUCCAAGCUUUAGGUUCAGGGAUCGGUGUAAAAAGUGUUGUGAUAGUCGGUGGUAUGGAAAUGGUUUCGCAGGCUCUGAUGUUGAUGAAAAAGCCGCACAUUAUUAUCGCCACACCUGGUCGGUUACUCGAUCAUCUAAAGAACACCAAAGGUUUUAAUUUACGCUCGCUAAAGUACUUGGUAAUGGACGAGGCAGACCGAAUAUUAAAUCAAGAUUUUGAAAAAGAAUUGGAUGAAAUUCUUCGCGCCAUUCCUCGUGAAAGACGUACGCUUUUAUUUUCAGCGACGAUGACUAAAAAAGUAAAAAAACUUCAGCGUGCGUCACUUAAUAAUCCAGUUAAAGUUGAAGUAUCGACAAAGUAUCAAACUGUUGAAAAACUCGAUCAAUAUUAUUUGUUUGUUCCCGCGAAAUUCAAAGACGUUUAUCUUGUUCAUAUUUUAAAUGAACUAGCAGGCAAUAGUUUCAUGAUUUUCUGCGCGACAUGUAACAAUACUGUACGUACUGCGUUAUUACUCCGCAAUUUAGGAUUAAUGGCAGUCCCACUUCAUGGUCAGAUGUCACAAAAUAAACGAUUAGCAGCAUUGACUAAAUUCCAAUCUAAAAGCCGAUCGAUCCUCAUAUCAACAGACGUCGCUAGCAGAGGUCUGGAUAUUCCUCAUGUUGAUGUUGUGAUUAACUUCGACAUACCGACUCACAGUAAAGAUUACAUUCAUCGUGUGGGUAGAACAGCUCGUGCUGGACGUUCUGGACGAUCGAUUACUUUUGUAACUCAAUAUGAUGUCGAAUUGUAUCAGAGAAUAGAAGAGCUUAUAGAAAAAAAACUUCCGGAAUAUAAAACAGAACAAAAUGAAGUCAUGGUUCUUCAAGAACGUGUUGCUGAAGCUGAAAGACAAGUCAAGAAGUCGUUGAGAGAAAUGGAUAACAAUAAAUCUGGGAAACGUAAAAAACGUUCAAAUGAUGAAAACGACGACGAUGACGACACCGAGCAAGCCUCUGGUGUUCGUAAUCGAUUUAAAGGAAAAAAGUUCAAUGGCAAACGUAAAAAAAAUUAAAUCAUCACAAAUAAUAUUUAAAUAAUAAUGUAAAAAUUGUCGUGUAUUAUCAAUAUAUGUUACUUUUAUAUUUUUUAAUAGCUAAAGAUUUUUUUAGCUAAUAGAUUAAUUUUUAUUGAUAUAAAUAAAUAAUUUAAAUAUUUGAAAAAUUUUUUUUAUCAAAUAUGAUUUAUUUUGUCGGGAAAUGCCGAAAAAUACAUUCGGUUCAAAAAUUUGUAUAUAUACAUAUGUAACGGGGAUAUAAUUUUCUCAGUUGACGUAGUGGUUUCGAUGAAAUGAAAAUAUUAGAAAAAAAUUAACACAUUAAUUAUUAUUUUUAAAAAAUUGUAAAAUUAAUUUGAAAUUUAAUUACUGUAUUAGUGUAAAAAAUACAGUAUAAAAAUUCCUGUCUGAUUAAGAAGAGUGAUUUGGAAAGAUUAUAAAAAAUUUUUUUCAAUACUUAAAAAUUUUUCCAUCAACUUUAGAUCCUCAUUAUUUUUAAGCAUUAAGUCGACUCGAGAAGUUCUUAAUCACCCGUUAUUAAAUAGUUUGGGGAAAUUUUAUGUUAUUCAAUUUUUUAAAUACUCCACAACAAUUUUUAAUCACUAAAUAAUAUGACAGUAAAGUUGGUGGGCAUCUGAAAAUUUAUAAAAUUU
Messenger RNA from Microplitis mediator, 2190 nucleotides. It is a transcript of the gene pths, whose product is annotated as probable ATP-dependent RNA helicase DDX47. The transcript is spliced from 5 exons. Bases 155 to 1555 code for a protein of 466 amino acids. The record is from RefSeq and is a predicted model, not a curated record. Gene Ontology annotation, molecular function: RNA helicase activity; ATP binding; nucleic acid binding. NCBI's taxonomy places the organism in Eukaryota, Metazoa, Arthropoda, Insecta, Hymenoptera, Braconidae.